Messenger RNA from Nicotiana attenuata, 707 nucleotides. RefSeq names its product SUMO-conjugating enzyme SCE1-like. Gene Ontology annotation, molecular function: SUMO conjugating enzyme activity. The transcript is spliced from 5 exons. Lineage: Eukaryota; Viridiplantae; Streptophyta; Magnoliopsida; Solanales; Solanaceae. Gene Ontology annotation, cellular component: nucleus. Gene Ontology annotation, biological process: protein sumoylation. Bases 67 to 549 code for a protein of 160 amino acids. The record is from RefSeq and is a predicted model, not a curated record.
UAAAACCCUUUGGCUUCCCAAGAAAUAAUACCCUUUGGCUCAAUCUCAUGUUUAGCAGAAGGAAACAUGGUUGGCGGAGUUGCGCUUGGUCGUCUGGCUGAGGAGAGGAAAGCAUGGCGUAAGAAUCACCCAUAUGGUUUUGUGGCAAAGCCGGAGACUGGUCCUGAUGGCUCUAUCAAUUUGAUGGUUUGGCAUUGUACUAUCCCUGGUAAACGUGGGACUGACUGGGAGGGAGGUCACUAUCCACUGACGAUGCACUUCAGUGAAGACUAUCCUAGCCGACCCCCGAGGUGCAAGUUUCCUCAAGGUUUCUUUCAUAUUAAUGUCUAUGGUUCAGGAGAUGUAUGUUUGUCUAUCCUCAAUCCAAACAAUGGGUGGAGUCCAGCGAUUACAGUUAAACAAAUUUUGGUGGGUAUCCAAGAAUUACUCGACGAGCCAAAUCCCAGUUCUGCAGCUCAAUGCGACUGUAAUAAGCUCUUUAUGCAGGAUAAAGCUGAGUACAAGAGACGAGUGAAGGAACAGGCCAAGAAAUAUCCAGCUCCACUCUAAUAUUAGCUCUGCUUUUAAAGUAUAUAUAUAUAUAUAUAUAUAUAUAUAUGAACUUGACUAUGGGUAAACUUUCUCUUAAUUCUUAGCAACGUCUCGUUGAGACAGUGGUUCUGUGGCUACCUCAGUGAUUCAAAUAUGUAUGUGGUUGGAGCAUGCUC